AUGCCUGAACAAUGUAAAAAUGAUUAUAUAAAGAAAGACAAGCCUGUAGUAGAAAAAGGAAAAAACCAUUGGGAAGAAAAGGAAGUGCGGUUAACGAAAUUGAUAACGAUGAUAAUGAUAAUCAAACAUCAAAUUAAUUGUUUUAUAAAUCUCAAUGAAGAUGAUAUUAAACAACUUGAAAUUAAAGAAGAUGAAGAAGUUGAUUUUUAUCAAUGGAAUUCAUUUAACAAAUACCAUUUUACAAAAUCAAUGGAUAAUUCAUCAACAAUUACAUGCAUUAUUGGAAAAAUUGAAUGGUAUAAAAAUAUUGUACUUAAUAUUUGCACUAAAACAAGUAUCCAAAUUUAA
Rhizophagus irregularis DAOM 181602=DAOM 197198 is the source of this 348-nucleotide messenger RNA. NCBI's taxonomy places the organism in Eukaryota, Fungi, Glomeromycota, Glomeromycetes, Glomerales, Glomeraceae. The record is from RefSeq and is a predicted model, not a curated record.